Molecule: messenger RNA, 138 nt
Organism: Pyricularia pennisetigena
Lineage: Eukaryota; Fungi; Ascomycota; Sordariomycetes; Magnaporthales; Pyriculariaceae
Exons: 2
Coding region: 1-138 (45 amino acids)
Source: RefSeq, a predicted model, not a curated record
AUGCAUGGUAAGACGAGGUCGGACGAAUACUUGUUCCACCCUCCACUACCAGUACGCGCCGCAUUUUGGGAGACCGAAUGGGCGCUAGUAAACGAAAAGACCAGGGCGGCAGUCACUGGCUCCAGUUAUGGUCCUUGA